UGAGCGGCGUUACAAGUCAGCAAGAGCACCUGUAUAUAGUUGGAAUAUAGCGUGCGGCUUUGCCCCAGGCCGACUUUGGCGACCAAGUGAAGGCAAAACUGUGCGGCGGAUGUGCAACAGCAGGCCUGCGCUCGAAUAUCCGCUCAGCUUCAAGUUCAAGCCGAGCUUAGAUCGGCCGCCGAGUCGGUAAUACCUUCGGACUCACCACCCAGCCCACCUGGCCGGUAUUCACCACACCUGGCGGCGCGCACGCGCAUCGUGCCAAAAACGGACGUCUGGCUGAAACACUUCGCUGGAGCUGCUGGAGCCAGACGCAAGCAAAGCGCUUCGCCGCCGCCUCAAAACCGUAUCGAAAUCGCGAUCAAGUUCGCAGGUCCUGCGACUACUAUAAGGAUUAAAAACCGAAAAAACUGAAAACUACAAAAUAAUGCUACCAACGAGUGGCUCAUAUUGAAUUCUGUGUAUGUGUGUGUGCCCGUUACAAGCUUCCAGUUAAAAGCACUUGCACCUGCACCUGCCUCAAUCAACCUCUUCCUCAACCCAAAAAUACCUUUACUAUAAAUAGUACAACAAAAUCCACAAAAUGGCCUGCUUGAGCACUUCCGGUCGCGUUGUGUGCGGUUCGCGUCGCCAGCAGACGCACAAACUAUUCUACCAGCUGUUUGGUUCCCGGCCAGGAUACACGACAAGAUCCGGAACUGGAGCGAAUAUGCCAGGACUACAUAGAACACAGCAAAUGCAGCUGCAGCAGGCGAUACGACCAUUUCAUGGAGUAUGCUUCAACAUCGGGAAGGAUUACCGCGAUCUGCUGCAAAAUCCACAAAAUUGCAGCCAUAGCCGGAAUUAUUCCCAAUCCUCCAAGACACUGCUGGCGCAACAGCACAGUUCGGUGCACACACAACAGCCAGCUGGCCCUGUCCGGGAAAUCCAAAUCGAUCCAUACAUCAUACUAGACGACGAGCUGAAAUACUUCUACGAUGAUGUGAGAGAUCUGCUGCAAUCGGGUACAUCCCAGCCAGAAUUGGACACCAUUGCCAGCUAUUACUUCGAUGGCCAGGGCAAGGCACUGCGACCCAUGGUUACCAUGCUGAUGGCCAAGGCGAUAAACUAUCACCUCAACAAAGAGUCACACCAAUUAGUACACAAACAACGACAGAUCGCCCUCUUCUCGGAGAUGGUACACUCGGCCAGCUUAGUGCACGACGAUGUCAUCGAUCAGUCGGACUUCCGACGCGGCAAGCCCAGCGUGAACGCUCUAUGGAAUCAUAAAAAGGUUACAAUGGCUGGUGAUUAUAUCUUAUCGGUGGCCUCGAUUAUGAUAGCCCGUCUGCGCAGCGAUGAUGUGACGAUCGUGCUGAGUCAGAUCUUGACCGAUUUGGUCCAAGGCGAGUUCAUGCAGCUCGGCUCAAGGGAAACGGAGAACGAGCGCUUCGCUCAUUACCUGACCAAGACAUACAGGAAGACCGCGUCGCUGAUUGCCAACGCACUGAAGGCGACCGCCGUGAUUGCCCAGGCCGAAGACAACGUGGCCGAGCUGGCCUUCCAGUACGGACGCAACAUUGGCCUGGCCUUUCAACUGGUCGACGACAUGCUGGACUUUGUCUCAUCCACCGAGCAGAUGGGCAAGCCUACGGCGGCAGAUCUGAAGCUAGGACUGGCCACAGCCCCGGUUCUUUUUGCUUGUGAAAAGUACCCCGAGCUGAAUCCGAUGGUCAUGCGGCGCUUCAGCGAGCCCGGCGAUGUGGAGCGCGCCUUUGAGCUGGUACACAAAUCACACGGCCUGGAGCAGACCCGAUUCCUGGCCAAGAAACACUGCAACGAGGCGAUACGGCUGGCCCAGGAGCUGACGGAAUCGCCCUACCAAAAGGGCCUGCAGGUCGUUGCGGAUUUAGUCAUCAAUCGCAUGAAAUAGACCAUAGUCCAUGCAAACACACACCCUAACAUAAAAUAACAAUAAUACACUUAAUGCAAUAAUAAUAAUAAUAAUAUUAUGUAGGCCACACUUGAUGUUUCGGUUAAGUUUUGUCAGCAAGCGAGCGUUUAACGUAAAAUUGUAAACAUUGUAAACGAUUUAUUAUUUAGUUUUAAGGCAUUUGUUGUUGACUCUGUAAAUAAUUGCAUAAACAAAACCAAUCAACAUGCUAAAACGGCAAACGUACGCUGUACAUAAAUACGAGAUGUUCAAUGAAUUUUAACCAAAUUUUAUAUGAAAUGUUUUGGGAAACUUUAUUUAUAUAUAGCAAAAAAAACAGACAACAAUAAGUAAACAAAAGAAAAUUGUACAAAUACUUCUUGAGAGUGGCCUAAGCCAAAAUGAAUAUG
Drosophila bipectinata is the source of this 2322-nucleotide messenger RNA. It is a transcript of the gene qless, whose product is annotated as decaprenyl diphosphate synthase subunit 1 qless. The record is from RefSeq and is a predicted model, not a curated record. Lineage: Eukaryota; Metazoa; Arthropoda; Insecta; Diptera; Drosophilidae. Gene Ontology annotation, molecular function: prenyltransferase activity. Gene Ontology annotation, biological process: isoprenoid biosynthetic process; ubiquinone biosynthetic process. Gene Ontology annotation, cellular component: transferase complex; mitochondrion.